Molecule: messenger RNA, 3164 nt
Organism: Oldenlandia corymbosa var. corymbosa
Lineage: Eukaryota; Viridiplantae; Streptophyta; Magnoliopsida; Gentianales; Rubiaceae
Source: the annotation of a GenBank genome assembly
CACCGCUACCGUUUACUCUCACGGAGAAAAGAACCAACCACUUUUUCUUUUUUUCCGUUUCCAAUUAUUUUUACUCAGAUCCCCAGAAAAACAAAACGGAGCCGUCAAAAAAAAACCCAUUAACGCCGUCUCCCGUCUCCACAAAUCAUUAACGGAGUCUCAGUAGGAUUAUUUCCUAAUAAGUUCAUCCUCUCUCCUACCAGCAGGGACCACCCGAAAACAAAAUCAAAAAACAAAAGAAAAAAAAAACACGCACUCACACAGUGGGUUAUUAGUGAAUAGUGAGAACAGAGAGGCCUUAAAAAAGAAAGAGAGCUUCCUCUGAGUCGUUGAAACGGCAUCCCCCACCAAGCCCCCAUCAGUUCUCAUCAUCGUCGUCAUCAUCUAUCACCGUCUAGGCGGAGGGCUUUCCUUUCCAGUACAAAAGGCGUGUUUUUGGUUUUGUUUCUUUUUUUAUUUUUAAUCAGAGGUCCCAAUCCCAAAAGUGGAACUGCAGCAGCAGCAAAUUCUCUAUAUCUAUCUCUCUCAGAAUAUUCUUUCAUGGCGUUGCCGAAAUUUUCGGUUUAUGCAGCGGGUGGAUGAUGUAGAGAGAGGUUCAAUCUCUGGACAUUGAAAGAGAAGGACAGAAUCAAUAAAGCUUCCUUUUGAAUCAGUCUUUUGAUUUUUUCUUUCUUCCUUUUUGGCUUUUGGGUAUAAGGGAAAUUAAUUAAUCGAUGGGAAGGUAUAGAAGUAUGAGGAAGUGUGAGGAAAUUGGGGAGGUGGCGGUGAUGAACAGAGCUCGUUCAGCUGCUGCUCGUUCGGAGGUUGGAAGGAAGAGAAAGGUUAAUAAUAGCUGCGAUGAAGAACUGGGCCGUUCUUCUGGGCCGCUGGUACAGCUGAAGAAUCGCCGGAGAAGGCUUUUCGGAUCGACGCCGCCGGAGAAUUCCACCGAAAACGCGGCCUCUUCCAAUUCGAAUGACCCGUAUGCGUCGUGUUGUUCAAGUAAUGGAUCCAUCGAGCUGGAAAACGACGCCUCGAAAUCCGUAGAUCUAGAGGAGAAGGAGGAGAUAACAGCUCUAGGAACACCGACUUAUGAUGAUUUGGAAACGCGCAGAGACAGGAGGGAAACGACGCCGUCGUCGAGUGAGGUUCGUGUUGAAUUUGCGGAAAUGGAUUCCACAGCAAGGCCAUCUUCUUUGUCUCAGGCGAAUUCUCGCCGUCAAACUCCCAGCGAGAAGAUGCCGUCGGAAGCCGAACUUGAAGAAUUCUUCUCAACUGCUGAAAAAACUAUCCACCAACAAUUUGCACACAAGUAUAAUUUUGACAUUUUGAAGGAGGAGCCAUUAGAUGGUCGCUACGAGUGGGUUCGUGUAGACCCAUGAAGGAGAUCCAGUUAUAUGAUGACAGAGAGCUCCUUUUAGCUAUUUUACAUCCUUAACAACCACGAAGAAGACAAGAAAAGUUCCAUAGCCAUGGUCGAUUAUUGAAGGUUUAUUUUUCAUAUAUUAGUUCUAGAUGAGUAAGAUGUAGAAGUACUAUUAUCAGUACCUAUAUGAUUUUUAGUUACAGUUUACUAGUAAGGGCAAAAUUCAAGGAGUAGUACUUCUAGUGCUAAAUUAAUUUAAUGUUCUAAGUUCAGGAGUUUUAAAGUUUAUUUCUUGGUUUUCAUCAACGAAACCAAGAUAAGUAUGUACAGUUUUAAGCGUAGAUAGACAUGCAAAAAAAGAAGAAAAAAAAAACCUUGAAAAUGAAAAGGUCUUUAGAUCCUUUUUCUCUUUCCUUCCUCUUUCUGGGUAUGUUAUAAGUAAAUGAGGUUGUUGUGUGGCCAAAAAAAGGGAGUAGGAAAGCUCUUUUCUUGCUUUGCAAAUCAGUGCACCUAAUAAGCUUUAGCUAUGGUGGUUGUGGCAAAAACCAAAAAACCCAAGUUGUGUAAAAAAAAGCACUACUUUUGGAUUACUUUGUUCAUCAUGUAUUAUACGCCCCCUAACCUUUAGCUGUCUCUGGCAGUGGCAGAUAUAUAGUACGGGCAUUAUCAUGAUAUCAUCCCCCUUUCUGACUCUCACUUCUUCUUUCUGUGUGUGUUACUAUUUGUGUUCUUUUGCUGUUUCUGUGCAGCAGCUUACCUUUGUGUGCCAUUUAAUUCCUCCGUCCCCAUUUUUGGUUUCUUCUUCUCUUUUCUGCCAUGUUAAUCUAUCAGUGUGGUGGCUUUAGCAUUUUCCAAUUUUACGUUUUUUGUGUAUACUUUUUGGUUUUCCUGAAGUGACUACUGCCAGGAUAGAAGAAGAAGAAGCAGGAAAAAGGAUAAUAUAAAAAAUUUUCUAUCUAUAAGGUCGGAAUAAUAUGGUCCAUUCCAUUCCACUCGUCAGUUAAUUGACCUUCUGGAAUUCACUUAUGAUUGGAUGAUAUUUUCUUUUUCCCCUCAAAACAAUUAUCUGAAUUUUUUGUUUGUUGGUUGGUUGGUUGUCAUGAAAGGCAAAAUUGAAGUGUAUAUUUAUAAAUAUAUAGAGAAAAAGGGAAAAUAUUUGUGGGAAAUGAUACCGCCGGAAUAUGCCGCAGCCCAUGCUGGUGGCGGUGGCUGUUGCCGGGUGUAGGAAGGAAAACAGAGCUUGCCGUGUAAGUUACGGACACGUGUUGGAUACCGGAAAAGUUAAUGUUAUUUGAUCCGACCCCCCAUGUGCUGAGAUAAAAAAAGUGCGAUUGCGACUGUGUGUGUGUGUGAGAGAGAGUGAGGGACUGCUGUUGUUUCUGGACCGACGUUUCCUUGAAUUUUCCUAACUGAUUUACCCUCCAACCCAACGGUGAAAAACUGAAAACUCAGAUGUACUACAACUAGCAGUAGCAGUGUUAGUACCAUUUGUAUUGUACCUGCAUCCUUAAUUUUACUUGUAUUAUUACUUCACCCACAUUUACUCAUAUUACUUCUAGUAAAUUAUGGAUGCUGAAAAGUGAAAGGUAAGUUGUAAUAGUUCCGCUGUAAUUGAUUGUUAUUGCUCAGAUGUUACAUGUAACUCUAGUUCGUUUUGUGAAAAGAAGGCAAAGAAAGGAAGGGCUUUUUGUGGUAUUCUCAUGAGAAUGGAGAGUGGUGGGGAAAUUGGGUAGGUUGAUACCUAUAAACAGAGGACGUUUUUGUUUAAUAGUAGUAAUGGCUACUACUAGUAGUACUAUAGGCUUAUAGCUAGCUAGGU